Prorocentrum cordatum is the source of this 558-nucleotide messenger RNA. NCBI's taxonomy places the organism in Eukaryota, Dinophyceae, Prorocentrales, Prorocentraceae. The record is from the annotation of a GenBank genome assembly.
AUGGAGGAGGUGGAGGCCAAGAUCGGGAUGAUCAAGCCCGUCCUCGCGGCGAAGGUCCGCGCGGCGCACGACGAGGGGUCGCUGCGCAUCACGGGCGAAACCAGGGCCAUCAGGAACGUGGCCGAGCACGCGCUCUUGGGUGAAGGAGUGGAGGCCCUGCCGAAGGACGGCAAGGAGGCCAAGCGGCGGCAGAGAGGCAGGCGCCGUGCAGGUGCUGCCCCCCGAGCAUCCGCCUGCAGCAGCCAAGGCUCCGACGAGGACAGCCGCGAGCUGGAGACCAAGCUCGAGGACGGCGACCAGAAGAAGGACAAGGACAUGGUGAAGAAGGAGAGCAAGUACCACACGGAGGGCGAUGAGAAGGGCGCCACCAAGGCUGCCGAGGAUAAAUGCGACCUCUUCGACUUCGUGAUGAAAAGGACGGUGGCGGUCCAGCACCUCCAGACCCAGCUGGAGGCGGUGGAGAAGGCCCGUGACGAGGCCAUAAAGAAGAUCGUCGACGGGGGACUCGGCAAGGAGUUUCAGUACUUCAUGGAGGGCAAGGCCGUGCAGCAGGAGUAA